This is a messenger RNA of Xenopus tropicalis (tropical clawed frog), 2730 nucleotides long. RefSeq names its product solute carrier family 16 member 1 (gene slc16a1). Gene Ontology annotation, cellular component: apical plasma membrane; membrane; basolateral plasma membrane. The record is from RefSeq and is marked provisional. Gene Ontology annotation, biological process: transmembrane transport; monocarboxylic acid transport. NCBI's taxonomy places the organism in Eukaryota, Metazoa, Chordata, Amphibia, Anura, Pipidae. Gene Ontology annotation, molecular function: symporter activity; monocarboxylic acid transmembrane transporter activity; transmembrane transporter activity.
ACAGAGGGUCGCUUCUAAUUGUCGCCGCCUUUCGCGCCAGCCUGUACCGGGAUACAGUGUAACUAACGAUAUUUAAUUCUGGAAAGAAACUUCCCAGAGAAUGGCACCUGCUGUUGGAGGCCCAGUGGGAUACACUCCCCCAGAAGGGGGCUGGGGCUGGGUAGUAGUUGUAGCAGCCUUUGUGUCGAUUGGAUUCUCAUAUGCCUUCCCCAAAUCAAUUACAGUCUUUUUCAAAGACAUAGAGGCAAUCUUUGGAGCAACAAGUAGCGAGGUAUCCUGGAUUUCUUCUAUAAUGCUGGCUGUAAUGUAUGCUGGAGGUCCAAUAAGCAGUGUCUUGGUGAACAAGUAUGGAAGUCGUCCUGUUAUGAUUGCUGGUGGUUGCCUUGCUGGGACUGGAUUAAUAGCUGCUUCAUUUUGUAACACUGUCGCUGAGCUGUACCUUUGUAUUGGUGUUGUUGGAGGUUUUGGUCUUGCAUUCAACUUAAACCCAGCUUUGACAAUGAUUGGUAAAUAUUUCUUUAAGAAAAGACCCAUAGCAAAUGGAUUGGCUAUGGCAGGAAGUCCUGUAUUUUUGUCCACUUUAGCUCCUCUGAAUCAGUACUUCUACAGUAUUUUUGGGUGGAGAGGAAGCUUCCUGAUUUUGGGUGGUCUUCUGUUUAACUGCUGUGUUGCUGGGUCUUUGAUGCGUCCCAUAGGACCAAAGCCAGAAGAUACAAAAAAGAAAGUGACAAAAGAAGUGUUGGAAGAGGCUGGAAAGUGUGUUUCUAAAGAAGAUGGGGAUGCCCAUAAAGACCUUAUAGAGGGCAAGGCAAAAACUAAGCCAACACUGUUCCAGACCAUAAAUAAGUUCCUAGACCUUUCUCUCUUCACUCAUCGUGGAUUUCUUCUCUACCUGUCGGGGCACAUGAUUAUGUUUUUUGGACUGUUUGCUCCUUUAGUCUUUCUUAGCAACUAUGCAAAAAGCAAGAACAUUUCACCUGAGUCUGCUGCAUUUCUGCUUUCAAUUCUUGCAAUUGUAGAUAUGAUUGCAAGGCCCUCCAUGGGAAUUGUGGCAAACACCAAAUGGGUGAGACCUAAAAUUCAAUAUUUCUUUGCUGUUGCAGUUUUGUACAAUGGAAUAUGCCACCUUCUGGUUCCCCUUUCAACAUCUUAUGUAGGCUUUUGUAUUUAUGCUGGUUUCUUUGGUUUUGCUUUUGGUUGGCUUAGCUCUGUCCUCUUUGAAACACUUAUGGACUUGGUUGGAGCCCAGAGAUUCUCAAGUGCUGUUGGAUUAGUCACGAUUGUGGAAUGCUGUCCUGUGCUUCUAGGACCACCACUGUUAGGAAGGUUGAAUGAUAUAUAUGGAGACUACAAAUACACCUAUCAAGCUUGUGGAAUAGUUCUAAUUGUUGCUUCAGUCUACCUCUUCAUUGGGAUGACAAUCCACUACAGACUAUUGGCAAAGGAACAAAAAGCAGAGCAGAAAAAAGCACAGGAAGCAAAUGCAGGGGCAUCGGAGAACAAAGUGAAUGAACUCUCUGUCCUUCCUCAAAAUUCUGAUGAUGUUUUGAAAGAAGAUGAAAGUCACAUAUGAGAAUUUUCCAAUUUGCCUUACAUAUAGUACUGAGUGGAUAUAUUAAAAAGGUGGUUGAUUGCGGUAUUUCCCAUUUUUAGGUUAGGAUUUUAUUUUUUAAACUCUGGCUGUUUUUAUACAUUGAAUUUGUCAGAUGGAACUUUGUGGCAUGAGCCGUUUGUCAGUGGGUGCCUUAUGCCAGCUGUCUUUCAGGACCUUUUUUUAGUUUUUUUUUUCUUUAAUGAAACUUCUGGAACUAAUCUUAGCAAUGACCAUUUUUGCCCUGAUUUUAUUCUGCUAUGACAUUGGACAAAUUAGUAAACGAAAAGCAUUCGGUCUUCCAGGGAUGGCUUGGGCGGGAAUGAGAUGCUGCUACAGUUUUAGCAACUUUUUGUAGAUGUGGUUCCAGGCGUGCUCUUCAGUAUUAAAUUUAACUCCCUAAAUGUUUUCAGCAGCACCCCCAAAACACUUGUAGAAGCAUAAUGUUAUGAGUUGCUUCUUAUGAUCAUGCUUUUGCUUGUAGUUUUUUUUUUUUUUCCUUGCAGUGCCUUUUGUUUGUACUUGCUAUUUCAAAGUGUUUGUGCAAUAUAGGAGGCCAGUAAAAGGCCAGAGUUUGAGUGUUGUCUUGUUACUAAUGCUACCUUAAUGGGUUGUUAAAUUUUUGAGCUAUACACACACCCUCAGGGCAUAAUUUACUUUUACUGUAUAUAUGCUGUAAGCUUUCUUGUACAUAGGUUUUUAAAUUGCAUAGUUUGCCUUUUCGAUAGUAUGGGUGUGUCUGUGAGAUUAAAUACUUCUUGAAAAUCCUGGGAAUAAAAACAUUCAGAACUAUUUUUUUUUUACCACUCCAAACUUAGUCAGCCUUAAGUGGUUGCGCUAAUAAUUUGUCAUUGUUUUUGAACAAAGUGUCUUGUUCUACCCUGACCUCACCUGUGUCUCCUGCUAGUGUCACUGGAAAGUAGGCAGGUUUUUAAGCCUUUAUUUAAAAUGUUUCCCCUCCCAUCCUUUCAAAAACUGAAACUGAGGGCAUAGGUUUUAUAUACAAAAUCUGAUCUUUUAAUUUUUGUGCUUUUUUGUAGAUGUUGCAAAACCGCUGUUUGUUGGAGAACUUGCCAGAGCUUAGGUGUGCAGUGGGGCAGCUCCCAACAGUAUCAAUUAAUUAAAAAAAAACAAAAAAC